AUGCGACUUCUUCAUUUUGAUCAGUUUGACCGACUCCUCUUAACAGACUUUCACGGGAAACCUAUCCCACCAUAUGCUAUUCUUUCACACAGAUGGGAGGAAUCGGAAAUUCUCUUCGAAGACAUAGCUGGCGAGACUUAUAAAGAGAAAAGGGAUGGCUAUCGCAAGCUUAUGUUUUGCGCUCAACAGGCGGCCCAAGACCAACUCCAGUACUUCUGGAUUGACACGUGCUGCAUCAAACGAUGGGACAGACUUGAGCGCUCGCGAGCGAUCAACUCAAUGUUUCGUUGGUACAGCAAAGCGGCUAAAUGCUAUGUGUUCCUAUCGGAUGUACCCAAUGCAACAGACACAAUACAGAGCGGCAGCUGGGAGGCAUCCUUCAGGGCAAGCGUGUGGUUUACUCGAGGCUGGACACUACAAGAGCUGAUUGCGCCAGCAUCGGUGGAGUUUUUCUCCUGUAGGGAACAGCGACUAGGGGAUAAGAGGUCCCUGGAGCAACUAGUGCAUGAAAUCACCAAAAUUCCGCUCGCAGUAUUGCAGAAUCAUCCCUUGGACCAAUUCUCUCUACACGAGCGAAUGCAUUGGGCCGACAAUCGCGUCACCACCGAACAGGAAGACAUUGUGUACUGCCUUUUUGGACUUCUAGGUGUAACCAUGCAGAUCAACUAUGGCGAAGGCAAGGAUAAAGCAUGGAGAAGACUUCAAACGGAAAUAGAGGCAACUAACAGCACACCUUCCAUCAUUCCAUUUUCCCGCAACGAGCAAUUUGUCGGGCGAGAGUCUCAGCUUGCCACACUACAGGCAUAUUUGUUUAGCAACGACCAUACUACUACUAUGACUAGAUUGGCUAUAGUAGGACUUGGCGGAACAGGGAAAUCACAGCUGGCACUAGAACUUGCGUACAGAGUAAGAGAAGAGAUCAAGACUUGCUCAGUGUUCUGGUUGGAUGCAAGCAACACGGACAGUCUCGAACGGUCGUACGAGAGCAUUGCUCAAAGGCUCAAUAUUCCUGGAUGGGACGAUGAAAAGGUAGACGCAAAGCAGCUUGUAAAAUCUCAUCUCGAAAAGGAGGACACAGCACAUUGCUUGCUGAUUUUUGACAACCUAGAAGAUAUCACACUACGAGCUGGUGGGAUAUCGUCAGCAGGGGAAGUGGGUUUGACUGCCUACCUACCUCAAUCUACGCGAUGCCAUGUCGUAUUCACAACAACUGAAAGUAGCCUAGCUGAGCAAAUGGCGUCGCACGCGCUUAUAGAGCUGCAGGAGCUAACACCAGAUGCCGCCAAGGAGAUGUUGAAGAACUACUUGAAUAAAGACAAAAAAUUUGAUUCAACUGAGGAACAGCACGCAAGGCUUUUGCUGCAAGAGCUUUCACAUCUUCCGCUAGCGAUUGUCCAAGCGGCAGCUUAUAUCAAUGCCACAGCUAUAUCGCUUGAGGGUUACCAAUCAAAAUUGAAGACGCAUAAUGACUACGAUGUCAAUCAAGAUAGCGGGCCAUCAAGUGACAAACUACAGAGGUUGAGAGCAAAGGAUCCUGUGGCUACCACGCUAUUCAUCUCCCUCGACGAGAUCCACCGUAGCAAUGCGCUUGCAGUAGACUAUUUGUUACUUGCAGCCUGCGUGGCCUCCAAGGAUAUCCCGUUUGAUCUCUUCGACGACGAAAAUAUUCGAGAACGAGAAAAUGCUAUACAUUUGCUCAGUAAAUACGGGCUAGUUACUCGGCGGCCCGAAGAUUCUGCAUUGGACUUGCACCGACUGGUUCAUUGUGCAUUGCAGGAGUGGCUACAGCAGCAGAAUCAGUUCCAGGAACAGAUCGAUUAUGCCAUCAGACGGCUACUUCAGAUCUUCCCAGAAGACGACUAUCAGAAUAUGAGUAAGUGGAGACGAUUGUUUCCGCAUACCAAGUACGCUUUGUUGUAUAGAUCUCCUGAAGCAGAGGAUGUUGAAUGGGUAGGUCUAGUAUCGAAAUACGCAAAAGCACUGUACAGGGACGGACAUUAUAACGAAGCGGAAGUGCUGUUUAUACAAGUUACGGAUUCGAGAAGGAGGGUACUUGGGGACGAGCAUCCUAGUACACUGAUUUGUGUAGCGAACCUAUCAUCGACGUAUGCUAAACAAGGGCGGUGGAAGGAGGUUGAAAAUCUAGAUAUGCAAGUACUAGAGAUGGCAAAGAGGGUCCUUGGGGACGAGCAUCCUAACACGCUGAUUUGCAUAUCAAACCUAGCGUCGACGUAUCUAUAUCAAAAGCGGUGGAAGGAGGCUGAAGAGCUGGAGCAACAAGUAAUAGAGAUAAGAAAAAGAGUACUCGGGGACGAGCAUCCUAACACUCUGAUUAGCAUGUCAAACCUGGCAGCAACCCACAGUAAUCAACAGCGAUGGAAGGAGGCUGAAAACCUAUUGGUGCAAGUAGCAGAGACAUCAAAGAGGAUACUUGGGCAUGAGCAUCCCGAAACACUGGUUAGCAUGUCUAAUCUUGCCUUUAUCCUAAGGGCGCAAGGACGGCACGAAGAAGCCAUCUCUCUCAUACAGCCAUGCUACCAGCUGCGCGAGCGAGUUCUUGGAGCGCAUCAUCCUGAUACAAAAUGGGCAUUUGCUUUGCUAAACAAGUGUCGGGCAAGGAAGUAG
Molecule: messenger RNA, 2625 nt
Organism: Bipolaris oryzae ATCC 44560
Lineage: Eukaryota; Fungi; Ascomycota; Dothideomycetes; Pleosporales; Pleosporaceae
Exons: 1
Coding region: 1-2625 (874 amino acids)
Molecular function (GO): ADP binding; ATP hydrolysis activity; protein binding
Source: RefSeq, a predicted model, not a curated record